This is a messenger RNA of Sander lucioperca (pikeperch), 1570 nucleotides long. Its product is annotated as armadillo repeat-containing protein 1-like. NCBI's taxonomy places the organism in Eukaryota, Metazoa, Chordata, Actinopteri, Perciformes, Percidae. The coding region runs from base 263 to 1093 and encodes 276 amino acids. The record is from RefSeq and is a predicted model, not a curated record. Gene Ontology annotation, molecular function: metal ion binding; protein binding. The transcript has 7 exons.
ACACGUGGCCGCCCUGGUUGCCUUCAGCAGGAAGAAUCGCCACAGUGUGUUUACUGUCACUGUCAUCAGCAUCAGAAACAGGUUUUUUUAAUUAAAUGUGGCAGAAAUCAACCCGUAAAUCAGCGCAGUCCGUCUUCAGAGUGUCACGUGAGACUGAUAAAGGGGAAGCUAACCGGACAGCUAACCGCUAACGUUAGCCCGCUGCUCGGUGCCGGCAGUGCCCGUCUGAGUGAAUCGCUGCAUGGGGGAGUGACUGUUGGCCAUGAUGAGCGCGGAGCCGGACGCCCUGGCCGUGGUCAACCAGCUGCGGGACCUGGCCGCCGACCCCAUGAACCGCCGGGCCAUCGUACAGGACCAGGGCUGCCUGCCGGGACUCAUCCUGUUCCUGGACAACCCCAACCCUCAGGUCGUCUACUCCGCCCUGCUGGCGAUCCGGUACCUGGCAGAAUGCCGAGCCAACCGGGAGAAGCUGAAGGGGGAGCUGGGGAUGAUGCUGAGCCUGCAGAACGUCAUGCAGAAGUCGACGACUCCUGGGGAGACGAAGCUGCUGGCGUCUGAGAUCUACGAGCUGCUGCAGGCGUUCGGCAGCGACAGCGCCGGGCCGGCCGAGACGUCCGUCAGUAGCCGGCGGAAAGCCCAGUUCUUCCUGGGCUCCAGCAACAAGAGGGCCAAGACCGUCAUCCUGCACAUCCAGGGGCUGGACGAUUCGAGCCGGAGGAGUCUGUGUGAAGACGCUCUGCUGAAGAUCCGAGGAGUGAUCAGCUUCACCUUCCAGAUGACCGUCAAGAGAUGCAUCGUCCGGAUCCGAUCGGACCUGAAGGCUGAGGCUCUGGCGUCUGCGAUCGCGUCCACUCACGUGAUGACGGCGCAGCAGGUGGUGAAAGGAGAGAACGGAGACGAGGUAUUGAUCCCGCUGGCGGUGGACGGUUCGGAGACAGUGGAGCAGAACGCGGCGCUGCCAGACUACCUGCCGGAGGAAGAGAGUCCGUCUCUGGAGCCCGACAAGGCGGUGACCCGCGUGGGAUCGGGCCAGGACGGGAGCAGCUGGCUGGGCACUGCCACCAACUUCCUGUCUCGCUCUUUUUACUGGUGACUCGCUUAAACCCUAACCCGCCUCGUCUCAGAACCAAAACCUGCCCGGCUGCCAAAUCUAACCGCUGUCUGUUACACACACUCAAACGUGGAGCUACAAGACAAGAACUCUUCUGUUCUUACAGCUGCACUUUUGAAUAUGUUCCCUUAAGAGUACAGUAUUGUUUUUUAAGAGGCCAGAACUGGACCUUUUGACUAAUUUGAGGGUACUAAAUAAAAGAGAAGGGGACACGGUUGUCUCUCAAAAGGAAACCUGUCCUGCGACAAACAUUUGUCCCAUUUAGGAAAUCAACGUUACUUCUGGAGACAAGAAACCUGAGACCCAUCUUCUUGGAACCGUGAGAGCGAAAGCAGGAUGAUGGAAACCUGACGCUGUUCCCGGAGCCUUUCUGCAAACAGGUCCGUCAAGACACCAUGUGAGUUGUGCACGUGCAGAACGGCCGCCAUCUUCGACAGCUACCUACGGCAACACCACAAA